GUGGUGCCCGCAGCCGCCUGCGGUGGGGCCCGGCCUUGGGCGGGGAGGGGCCCCUACGCGCCCUGGAUGGGAGGGGCCCCUCUGGCCUGGCGGAAACGGUGAGAUUCUCCCAUCCGGACUCCAACUGCUCGCACAGUCCACACAGGGUACCUGUCCGCCCAGCCGGCACCCGCAAGCCCCGGGAAGCCCGCCGCUGAACCUCAAGUUCUUGGAUUUUCCUAUGCCACCUGGAGGAAUCUGCAAACCUCUUGGCGUCCGUCCACCACACCUCCGACCAGCAGGUGGCACUGUUGCCAUCUCGAUAACAUAGACUCGUCCUCCUUGUGGUGCUCAUGUUUUCCUAAGUCCCUGGACACUUCCGGCACUGGAGGAACUUUGGUGCGGCCGGAUGCGCAACGUGGGGACUCAGGCGCGCAAGGCGGCACGGGUUGUUUCCGCCUUGUAGGUGGUCUGUAUUGAGAGUCCGCGGCGAAGGGAAGAUGGAGACGAUACUGGAGCAACAGCGGCGCUAUCAUGAGGAGAAAGAACGGCUCAUGGACGUCAUGGCCAAAGAGAUGCUCACUAAGAAGUCCACGCUCCGGGACCAGAUCAAUUCUGAUCACCGCACUCGGGCCAUGCAAGAUAGGUAUAUGGAGGUCAGUGGGAACCUGAGGGAUUUGUAUGAUGAUAAGGAUGGAUUACGAAAGGAGGAGCUCAAUGCCAUUUCAGGACCCAAUGAGUUUGCUGAAUUCUAUAAUAGACUCAAGCAAAUAAAGGAAUUCCACCGGAAGCACCCAAAUGAGAUCUGUGUGCCAAUGUCAGUGGAAUUUGAAGAGCUCCUGAAGGCUCGAGAGAAUCCAAGUGAAGAGGCACAAAACUUGGUGGAGUUCACAGAUGAAGAGGGAUAUGGUCGUUACCUUGAUCUCCAUGAUUGUUACCUCAAGUACAUUAACCUGAAGGCAUCUGAGAAGCUGGAUUAUAUCACAUACCUGUCCAUUUUUGACCAAUUAUUUGACAUUCCUAAAGAAAGGAAGAAUGCAGAAUAUAAGAGAUACCUAGAGAUGCUGCUUGAGUACCUUCAGGAUUACACGGAUAGAGUGAAGCCUCUCCAAGAUCAGAAUGAACUUUUUGGGAAGAUUCAGGCUGAGUUUGAGAAGAAAUGGGAGAAUGGGACCUUUCCUGGAUGGCCGAAAGAGACAAGCAGUGCUCUGACCCAUGCUGGAGCCCAUCUUGACCUCUCCGCAUUCUCCUCCUGGGAGGAGUUGGCCUCUCUGGGUUUGGACAGAUUGAAAUCUGCUCUCUUAGCUUUAGGCUUGAAAUGUGGCGGGACCCUAGAAGAGCGAGCCCAGAGACUAUUCAGCACCAAAGGAAAGUCCCUGGAAUCACUUGAUACCUCUUUGUUUGCCAAAAAUCCCAAGUCAAAGGGCACCAAGCGAGACACUGAGAGGAACAAAGACAUUGCUUUUCUAGAAGCCCAAAUCUAUGAAUACGUAGAGAUUCUCGGGGAACAGCGACAUCUCACGCAUGAAAAUGUACAACGCAAGCAAGCAAGGACAGGAGAAGAGCGAGAAGAGGAGGAAGAAGAGCAGAUUAGUGAGAGUGAGAGUGAAGAUGAAGAGAAUGAGAUCAUUUACAACCCCAAAAACCUGCCGCUUGGCUGGGAUGGCAAACCCAUUCCCUACUGGCUAUAUAAGCUUCAUGGCCUAAAUAUCAACUACAACUGUGAGAUUUGUGGAAACUACACCUACCGAGGGCCCAAAGCCUUCCAGCGACACUUUGCUGAAUGGCGUCAUGCUCAUGGCAUGAGGUGUUUGGGCAUCCCAAAUACUGCCCACUUUGCUAAUGUGACACAGAUUGAAGAUGCUGUCUCCUUGUGGGCCAAACUGAAAUUGCAGAAGGCUUCAGAACGAUGGCAGCCUGACACUGAGGAAGAAUAUGAAGACUCGAGUGGGAAUGUUGUGAAUAAGAAGACAUAUGAGGAUCUGAAAAGACAAGGACUGCUCUAGUGUUCAGGGAUGUAGCUCAGCUUUUUGGCCAGUCCAGGCUUCCCUAAGAUCUGCUUUUUCUAUUUCUCCCAACCAAAUCCUCUUAAAGACCCUUUGCUAUGUAGUCUCAUGGUGUAGCAUGCAUCUUGUAGAAACAAGGCAUGCUGGCAGAUUGCAGGGUUGGGAUGUGUUUUAUCUGUUUUAUAUUAAAAAAGAUUCUGCCAGAAAAUAAAACCAGGCCUUGUUCUGAA
Messenger RNA from Callithrix jacchus (white-tufted-ear marmoset), 2215 nucleotides. It is a transcript of the gene SF3A3, whose product is annotated as splicing factor 3a subunit 3. Gene Ontology annotation, molecular function: zinc ion binding; RNA binding. Gene Ontology annotation, cellular component: spliceosomal complex; nucleus. The record is from RefSeq and is a predicted model, not a curated record. Gene Ontology annotation, biological process: mRNA splicing, via spliceosome. Lineage: Eukaryota; Metazoa; Chordata; Mammalia; Primates; Cebidae.